Molecule: messenger RNA, 2351 nt
Organism: Perca fluviatilis (European perch)
Lineage: Eukaryota; Metazoa; Chordata; Actinopteri; Perciformes; Percidae
Gene: kcnj1b
Product: potassium inwardly rectifying channel subfamily J member 1b
Exons: 2
Coding region: 130-1293 (387 amino acids)
Biological process (GO): regulation of monoatomic ion transmembrane transport; potassium ion import across plasma membrane
Cellular component (GO): plasma membrane
Molecular function (GO): ATP-activated inward rectifier potassium channel activity
Source: RefSeq, a predicted model, not a curated record
AUACGGUGGCAUGUGGCUGGGAUUAGGAAAUUUCACUGUGGAUUAAAAUCUUUCUAACGCCUCCAUGGCCACUCGCUAAAAGAAAGGAGUCUGAAGUUCCAGCGGAGAUCCAGUGAGCACUCUGGGCUCAUGGUCUCACUUAGCAGCUCAAGGAUGCUCCAGGUGCUCCAGGGUCACAUCCAGCCAGCUGGACACAGAAGCCGCAAAUCUCGCCUGGUUACCAAAGACGGGCACUGCAACAUUGAGUUCGGCAACAUUGAAUACAGUAACCACUUUGCUUUCCUGGUGGACUUCUGGACCACGUUUAUUGAGAUCCGCUGGCGUUUCGUUCUCCUUCUGUUUGUGGCCUCGUUCACAGGCAGCUGGUUCAUUUUCAGCCUGUUGUGGUACUGGAUCGCAAGCAGCAACGGGGAUCUGAUGGGGCAGAACCGCACAGAUGGACACAUCCAAUGUAUAGACAAUGUCAAUGACCUGACAGCAGCGUUCCUCUACUCCCUGGAGACCCAGACGACCAUUGGGUACGGAGGCAGGGCGCUAACUGGGCACUGCGCCGGCACUGUGGCUCUAAUUAUCAUCCAAUCUCUAGUUGGCGUCUUCAUCAAUUGUUUCAUUUGUGGCAUCAUCUUGGCAAAAAUCUCCUUACCCAAAAAAAGGGCAAAGACUGUCACCUUCAGCGACACAGCUGUUAUCUGCUUGAAGAAAGGAAGUCUUUGUCUCCUGAUCAGAGUGGCAAACCUUCGAAAGACCUUAUUAAUCAGCAGCCAGAUCUAUGGAAAGCUGCUUAAAACAACAACCACAUCAGAUGGAGACACCAUCAUUUUGGACCAGGUGGACAUUGACUUUAUGGUCGAUUCUGGCAAGGACAACUUGUUUUUUGUUUGCCCUAUGACCCUUUACCACGUGAUCAACAGAUCAAGCCCAUUCUACGAGCUGUCGGCCGACUCUCUUCCCCACCAGGACUUUGAGUUGGUGGUCUUUUUAGACGGGACAGCCGAGUCCACCAGCUCCUCCUGUCACGUCCGAACCUCCUACAUCCCUCAGGAGAUCCAGUGGGGAUACAGUUUCCUGCCCAUCAUCUCCCGCACCACGACGGGAAAGUACUGCGUGGACUUCUCAAACUUUUCCAAAAGCGUCCGGGUCACCACGCCACACUGCGUCCAAUGCUUCGAGACAGACGCAGACCAUAAAAACCACAACCGAGAAAAUCACGACAACCAGCAGAAGUCGGGGAUCGACAACUUGGGGUAUCAAGUGAUCGACAUUCACGACUCUGUGUACAUCACCAAAAUGUGAGCGGUUCGGAGAGGAGUUUCAGGAUGUGGGUUGUAAAGUGUAAAAAGUCACUUCCUUUGACGCAAACUUUCACUUUAACUCAGACUUCCUUGACGAGGAGUAAACUGGUAAAGAAAUAUGUGCUUCCUCCAGUGAAGAGUUGAAUUAAUUGUCGAAUCUUUUUUGGCCUCUAGGCCAGGGCUGGACUGGCCAUCUGGCAUACCGGGCAUUUUCCCGGUGGGCCGACGGACUUUUGGGCCGAAUCGCCGAUUAGUCAGCUGCAAAUAUGGCUUGACCCCAAAAAAAUUCUAACAAAAGAUUUUUCAGUGGUUUACAGUAGUAUCAGAUGUACCUAAAAACAUACUAAAAGUUUACCAAAGUUUGACUUCAAGAAAGGCCCCAUUUUCAAAAAGGCGGCCGCGGGUCCUUAAAAAGACCAUUACUCCUUUGUAUUCCUACUACACCAUGAACACUGGUACCUUAUACAUGUUUUGGCCAUUUAAUAUUCUAAUUAGCAUAUUUGUAUGAUAAAUAAGCACUAUUUUUAAUAUAUAUAUAUAUAUAUAUAUAUAUAAAAUUGUAAUUAUAAAAUUUCCCUUAAGUAAUUGCAUAUUUCUCAUAUCAUUUUGCCUAGUGUUGGUGGUUUCUGCCCAUCAGCUCCCUUCUGAUGAACCUCUACCACAUCAGAGCCAUCUCUUAAGUUUUUACAGCAAAUGUGGCAAGUUUCUUGGUUUACAACAAUAUGACUCAUGUCCAAAGUUGGAGUGUACUUUUUCCUCAAGCUAAUCCAACAAUGUCAUCCUCUCUUAAUACACUCACAUUGUUGGCCUUUGUCAUGUGUUAGAAAUCUUUCUAAUGUUCUUUUGACACCCCCAUAAAAUGACACUGAGCAUGUGUCUGAGAAUAAGACAUUUGUGCUGUAAUAUACACUACCGGUCAAAGGUUUUAGAACACCCAAUCUUUUUAGUUUUUUUAUUGAAAUUUGAGCAGUUCAAGUCCAAUGAAUAGCUUGAAAUGGUCCAACGGUAAGUAGUUAACUGCUUGAGGUUAAAAAAAUAAGUAAGGUUACUCAAAACUGA